Pungitius pungitius (ninespine stickleback) is the source of this 2711-nucleotide messenger RNA. RefSeq names its product protein phosphatase, Mg2+/Mn2+ dependent, 1F (gene ppm1f). NCBI's taxonomy places the organism in Eukaryota, Metazoa, Chordata, Actinopteri, Perciformes, Gasterosteidae. Bases 198 to 1460 code for a protein of 420 amino acids. Gene Ontology annotation, molecular function: protein serine/threonine phosphatase activity; cation binding. The record is from RefSeq and is a predicted model, not a curated record. Gene Ontology annotation, biological process: peptidyl-threonine dephosphorylation. The transcript is spliced from 8 exons.
UUAAAUCUCCAGUGGAGGGGGAGGGGCUUGUGUCAUGGUACAGGAAGAUGGUCACAGUGGGGUUGUGUUGUAACGGUAGCAACGUUACUGCCAUUACAUGGUUACUGGCCCCACGUCUUCAGGCGCAGUCUCCACUUGGGACCUGAGAGCCCUGACCCCUGUUCACCCGAGUGCUCACUGCAGCCACAGUCUGCAGCAUGGAGGAGGAGGCCCGGUCCUUCCUGGGGAGGUUUGUUGAGGAGUUCCCAGCCGCUCUGGAGGAAGGCACUCCGCUACCUGUCAGCCCUCUGAGCCGCAGAGUCACCCUGGAGGAGCUGCAUGGGGAGAGCCUGGAGCUGGGGCGGAGGCUGCUGGCUGCUAGGGGGGCUCCUGCAGGCCUCAGUGCCCUCCUGUGCCAGGCAGCGCUGUCCCAGCUGCUGCAGAACGACCUCUCACCUUUCCACUGCGCCCAGGAAGCUGGGAACAACCAGGAAGAGGAGCAGGAAGUAGUGUUGCUGGAGUCAGAGGCAGUGCAACGUGUCUUCCUCAAUAAGCUGAUAGAAGUAACACUGGCCUGGUCUCAGGACUUCUCCAAGCAUCCGCCACCCCCCUCCCAGUUCCUCCACUGCUCCGUUCAUACCAUCAAGAACACAAGGAGGAAAAUGGAGGACAAACACUUGGCCCUGGCUGAGUUCAACCAGCUACUUGGAAUCCAGAGCCAAGACGAUAGUGCUUACUAUGCUGUGUUCGAUGGCCAUGGGGGUGUGGACGCUGCCACAUACGCUGCCACUCACCUCCACGUUGCUCUGAGUAAACAGGAGUCACUGCAGAGUGACACAGGCUUAGCCCUCAAAAUGGCCUUCAAGCUCACGGAUGACAUGUUCAGGGGCAAAGCCAAGAGAGAGCGUCUGCGGAGUGGUACUACAGGAGUGGUGGUGCUGAUCCAGAGACAGGAGCUCUUUGUCGCUUGGCUGGGAGACUCUCAAGCAAUGCUGGUCAGAGGGGGACAAGCUGUAACUCUCAUGGACCCCCAUAAACCAGAUAGAGAGGAUGAAAAAAAGAGGGUGGAGGACCUGGGGGGCUGCAUUACCUUCAUGGGGUGCUGGCGUGUUAAUGGCACCUAUGCUGUCUCCAGAGCAAUAGGGGACUUUGACCAGAAGCCCUAUGUGUCUGGAGAUGCUGACUGCUCCACAACCCAGCUGUUAGGGGAUGAGGAUUACGUGCUGCUGGCAUGCGAUGGCUUUUUCGAUGCCGUCGAACCUUCAGAGGUCCCCCAUCUGGUCCAGGAGGCCCUCCGCCAGUCCGUUGGUGACGCUCCGCUGGAUCCGUCGGAGGACGACGCUGGACUGAAAGUCGCUCAACAGUUGGUAUGUCACGCUAAAGAAGGCGGAUCCAGUGAUAACAUCACAGUGAUGCUGGUGUUCCUGCGCCCACUCAAACAACUUCUGGCUCAGAACAGCACCACAGGAACACAGCAGUGAAGGAGGAGCACUGCUGCUCAGACACCUCAGUGCCAAGCUGCUGCCUGACACCCUGCAGACGGACUACUGCUAACAAAACAUGCAAACCCAGCAGGGUGUACUCAUACGCUGUCAUUGUUUUGGGGGAAAACUGUUACUUCAACUGUAUCUUUUGGAAGGUUUGACAGAUGAUACAGGGCCAAAGAUUUGUUUGUGAUCAUUUGUUUGUUGAGGAUAUUCACCAUCCAAGCAUCAUGUCAAUAUUUUCUGUAUGGCUGAUUCAUGUGAAAUAUGAUUUGUUAGGAAUAUCUAAUCGCUUUCACAUCAACACCCGAUUGCCUUAGAAAGGGCUUUGUGGAAAGUGUUUCUACAAAUCACUAUAAAAGAAACCCAGCUAACAUGAGUAUUGUAAACAUUUAAACUUCUUCCUGUUAUCAGCUAUUUGACUCUGAUAGAAACAGACAUUACUUUUUACUAGAACCGGUGUGUGAAUAUCAAAUUAAUAUCUGGACAUAUUGAUGAAGAUUUAAUUACCUACUCAACUGACUUAUUGUUUGAGCAUCAAAGUCAGUCACUCAUCUUAACGUGUUUCUUGUACCAUGGGACUGACGGAACAUCACCUGAUUGGACCAGUCCAAUUCCAUCCACGUUUGCUCCAUAAUCUUUGGAAGCUCUCAAUCUCUUGAAUUUUGGUGCUUGAAUCCAUAGUUACCGUUGCCAUGCCUGUCAAACUUUGUGCGCUCUCAGUAUUGCUAUAAUGAGGCUUGGAUUUAUUACAUGUCAUUUAGCUGAUGCUUUUAUUCAAAGCAUUUUGCAUUUAGCCCGGGGGUAAGGGUUGGGUGUCUUGCUCAGGGACACUUUGACAUGGGACACGGAGCAGUCGGGGUUCAGACCACCAAUCUGCCGUGUCCAUUGAGUCAGAGUCAGAGACCCCCCCCAGCCUUCAGCCCUGCUCUUUGUGCGCUUCUGUAAAAGCAUCAUUGCUGCAUUUUACAAUUUAAAAUGUUCAAUAAGAAAUCACUAGCUCCCUUAAGGUGGCUGUAUAAUGUAAAAAGUAUAAUGUAAAAAGCCAAAAAUAAGCGUGUCUGUCUAACUCUAUGCCUUGGAACCUCUGCUGUGUUAAUAAUUUUUAAGGUUAUAUUUAAAUAUGCUAAUGUGAGCAACCUCUCCUUUGGGGAAGAGCUCAGCAAAAGGUCACUUAACACCAUUUUAUCUCAUACCUAUGUUCUCUAUGCAUUCUGUAUUACUUUUCUAAUAAAUAUUUGGAUUGGA